This is a messenger RNA of Haliotis rubra (blacklip abalone), 888 nucleotides long. RefSeq lists its product as uncharacterized. Gene Ontology annotation, molecular function: carbohydrate binding. Bases 1 to 888 code for a protein of 295 amino acids. Lineage: Eukaryota; Metazoa; Mollusca; Gastropoda; Lepetellida; Haliotidae. The record is from RefSeq and is a predicted model, not a curated record. The transcript is spliced from 6 exons.
AUGGAGCACCAGGUGUUCAGAAAGUUCUGGAGUCAGUCUCUCUACACCUGUGCAUCAGAAUGUCUGAUGUCCUCAGCAUGUCUGUCCUUUGGAUUUGAGAAGAAAACACGCACCUGCCUACUAUACAGUAACAGUAGUGAUACUGCUAACGUUGUUGACAGAACGGGAUUCCUCUUCAGUGAUAUUCAACACUGGCCAAAGUCUCUCGCUGGUCGAUGCGCUCAACGGAUAUGUCCCAACAACAACCGCUGUGAAGUUACUCGACUUGGUCUGGCAAGGUGUGUUCCAGAGUUCAAGGGUUGUGGUCAACCGCCGGAAGUGAAUGGCGCCAACACCACGUAUGACGGUCACUACCAGGGAGCGGUGGCGACCUACUUCUGUGACCCUGACUACAGAACCUGCCACAACAAUGUCACCAGCACCUGUCAGUCAUCUGGAGCGUGGGAGAGUUUAGCCGGUCUUUGUGGACAGUUCAGGUGGCACGAUCCGAUUAAAGGCGUUUAUUCAAUUCCGUGUGGCCCAUCAAUCAAGUUCCAGUUGAUAAUGAUUGGGACAGGGACAGAAGCUACAAGAUGGGGUAUCAGGAUUGAGAAACAAGCCGACACAUUAUUCUUCUUAGAGUUUCGCUUAGGCUACAAUAGGGACAGCAACGUGAUCGUUAUGAACACAGUGAAAGAUGAUGUUUGGGGGACAGAGGAGCGUUUCGAUCUAGCAAUGGCUGUUGGAAAAACAAUGGAGAUUCAAAUAACCCUCCAAGAUGGAGUAUACGAGUUAAUCAUCGAUGGUGCCAUCAUUCACCACUUCACGGAGAGAGACGCUGGAGCAAAGCCUGACCACUUUGUAUUUUGGGGCGACGUCUCUGUUAGUAUGAUGGAGUGGGUGUCAUAG